UGUGUGGGGCGGGUUGGUUAACUAUAUCUACUUAUAGCGACACUAUGCUGUCCAAAUAAUAAUCAUCUUGCCAUUCAAUCUUUUUGGUAAUUUUGUCAGGAGUAAGACUAUGUAACCAGGAUUUCCUGGGAAUCGUUAUUUGCUACUAAAAGCAUCCCGUUAUAUAAAUCAACUUACUUGUGUGUUUUUAUCUUUUCUUGUGCCUCCUUUAAUGGAAGAUACAACCUCAGUAAAUAGAAAUGGCUUUGCAGUUGCGCGACUGGGGAUCUUGAAAGCAGGAGCUCAUAGUGCGGCCUGAACGCAGCACGUGUUGCAGCCAGCAGGCAGCGGCAGCAGACCGGUACCCGAGCGGCACAGCGCCGCAUCACACCGACCCCAGUGCGUCAAAAACACCCAAAAAACGUUACCAUUUUCUACUUUCUUCUCAGUGACUCGUCGCCACCAGCGGAGCCGCGACGCUCUAGACCAUGUAGGCUUUCGACUGUUUCUUUUUCUUUUCUUUUUUUUGUACUUUUACCGGACAGCCUGCGACUUGUGAAGCCUCUGGUCACGCCGCCGGAGUCCUUUUCAUCUGGCCGCCUGUAGCCUUGAACCGAGCGGUGAACUUUUGUGAAAACUACAAGUCACCCGUCGUCGAUACCUAAAGGAGUUUGUGAUAUAUUGGGCCUGACAACACUUUCGCCAUGAGUGAACAGAGUAUCUGCCAGGCACGAGCCGCUGUCAUGGUGUACGAUGAUGCCAAUAAGAAGUGGGUCCCAGCUGGUGGUUCCACGGGCUUCAGCAGAGUCCACAUCUACCACCAUACGGGCAACAACGCCUUCCGCGUAGUGGGACGCAAGAUCCAAGAUCAUCAGGUGGUGAUAAACUGUGCCAUUCCCAAGGGGCUGAAGUACAACCAGGCCACGCAGACCUUCCACCAGUGGCGUGACGCCCGGCAGGUCUACGGCCUCAACUUCGGUAGCAAGGAGGAUGCCAACGUAUUCGCCAGUGCCAUGAUGCACGCUCUGGAGGUGCUCAAUUCCCAGGACACAGGCCCCACAUUGCCCAGACAGGGCCCCCAGGUUCAGAAUGGCCCCACACCGGAGGAGAUGGACCUGCAGAGAAGGCAGCUUCAGGAGCUGCAGAGACAGAAGGAGAUGGAGCGUGAGCAUCAAGAGCGGGAGCGUCAGGAGCGGGAGCGCCUGGAGCGAGAGAUGCUGGAGCGUGAACGCCAGGAACAGGAGCGUCAGGAGAGGGAGGCGCAGGCGGAGCGGGAGCCUGAGCGACUGGAGCGGGAGCGCCAGGAGCAGCAGGAGCGCGCUGAGCGUGAGCUGAUGGAGAGGGAGAAGGCAGAGAGAGAGCGGCUUGAGAGGGAGCAGCAGGAGCAGUUGGACAGAGAGCAGCAGGACUGGGAGAGAGGGAGACGCAUCUCCAACGCCGCCUUCGAAAGCACCCUGUACACUCCCACGCCUCAGGAGUGCACCAGGACAUCCUCCACACCUGUACCUUCAUCCACCCCCACCUACCCUACGCCGUUGGGCUCCUCCACCACUCCCCCAACCCCACCUCUAAGGCAUUCAGCCUCGCGAUUCGCCACCUCGCUCGGUUCUGCCUUUCAUCCAGUCUUGCCUCACUACGCCACGGUCCCGAGACGACAGCAAGCCUUUCCCCAAGCCCCGCCCCCUGCUCCAGUCCCCGCCCCGGUACCACCUCCUCCACCCAAGUCUGUGGUGUGGUCAGCGUGCAACUUCACUCCCCUGCCCCCCUCACCCCCUGUCAUGAUAAGCAGCCCCCCAGGGAAGGCUGCAGGUCCACGGCCGCUCAUCCCAAUCGCAGCACCUUCUCCUCUCACCCAGAAGCCCCCCUCGCCGGCCUCCAACGGCCCGCCAAUGUUCCCGGCACCUUCUCCGGUGACCAUCCCGCACAGCCACACCCCUAUCGGCAUCGCCUGCCCCACCCCACCACCCCCACCUACCCCGCCCCCUCUGCCCUCCCCCAUAGCUCUUCCUCCGUCUUCCUCCUCCGUCUCGUCUCCCCCCUCCUCAUCCCAGGCUCCUGGUGUGCCCUCUCCCUCCACAGCACCCCCUACUGCUGCAGCCGCCGCCACCACCUCUGCCUCUGCUGAGCACCUCUCCCUCCCCGUGGGCCUGGGCCUGUCGGGGCCCGGGGAGCCGGACACAGCUACAGGCCCAGAGCCCCACCCGCCACAGUGGGGCUCCUCCUGUCAACCCCAGUCCCAGGAUGUGGUGCAGACCCCGGGGCUGACCACUCCCACCCCUCCCCCACCUCCACCCCUGCCACCCGGCUCCACUGUGACCUCUGCGGCCGCCACCCCGGCCGUCACCCCAACCACCCCAGCCGGCCACCCUCCCCCACCCCCACCUCCUCCACUCCCUCCUGCACUGACUCCAGGCGGGACCCCCCCUCCUCCACCAGGUCCACCUCCUCCUCCCGGAGCCCCACCCCCUCCCCCGGCACCCCCCCUUCCCGCCGGACUGUUCUCUCCUGCGGAGGACCGCCCCCUCUCAGGUCUGGCCGCUGCCCUCGCCGGAGCCAAGCUGCGCAAAGUGCCAAGGAGUGAUGACGCAGGGGCAGCUCUGGCAGCAGCCAUAUUGGGGGCAGGAGGGGCCGCCGGGGCCAAAUCUGAAGCCAGAGGCAAUGGCCCUCUGCCUGGAGGAGGAGGGCUUAUGGAGGAGAUGAGCGCCCUAUUGGCCAGGAGGAGAAGAAUUGCAGAGAAGGGCUCGUCACCUGAACCUGACCAGAGAUCAGAGGAGGGUGAGAUAAACACAACCCCCAAAGUGUCAGCCUGUAGCACACCAGACAUGCCGAGGAAGCCAUGGGAAAGAACAAACACCAUGAACGGUAGCAAAUCUCCAGUUAUCGGAAGACCUAAAUCCACUCCUACACCUACUGCAUCCUUAAGUGCCAACGGUGUGCCAACAGAUGCUGUUGACUAUGACAGAUUGAAACAGGACAUUCUGGAUGAGAUGAGGAAGGAGCUGUCAAAGCUAAAAGAAGAGCUCAUUGAUGCAAUCAGGGAGGAGCUGGGCAAGUCCAGCACAGCAUAGAGGAUCUAAACUCCCUCUUCAGAACAUCUACAUCCACAUGACCCGACAGACAACCACAGUCAAUUUAAGACGUGACAAUACAGCAGCGGAAAAUAAAAUCAACAAAAUGAUGGAGACGGUGAUGAUGACAAUACUCAUUUUAAUACUGAGAGAGAAGAUAAUUUGGGGCCGAGCAGCGUCGGACAGAACAACAAUGGACAGGGUGGUGUUGGGAGUGUUGUAACUCGGAUAGCUGUGACUCUCAGAAUCCAUUCUAUGAAGGCUCAUGUUUCUGGCUGGCUCCCUGCCCCACCCCCUCCUCCCGCUGAGGGCAUCGCAUCCUGGAGGACAGUGCACGGUCUGAAAGAGAAGCGAAUGUCUUUAUGCAAAGAUUAUAUCUCUCUCUUUGUCCUAUAAUAACAAGAAAAAAAAACAUUUUAAAAAACAAUCUUGAACUCUUCGAUGAUACUGUAUUAACCAUUGGCGCAUAAGUGAACAGCGUUGUUGAGGCUAAGAAUCAGAACUCUCGUGAUUUCCUAUCAAAAGGCACGUUUUAUUAGGAGAGUUUGGAGACAGGAAGAAGGUGGGUAUGGAAACUAAACUUUUUUUCCCAUAAUGCCAUAGGGGUAGCGUGCGUGCAUGUGUGGGUGUGUGUGAGUGUGUAUGGGGGACUGACAGUCUCUGGUGAGGUCCACCACUGCAGGACACUGUAAAGCUUGUCUUCCUCAAAUACUAUUUUAACCUGAAUAUGUACAAAAGAGAGAAAAAGUUAUUUAGAAAAAAAAAAGUAUCUAUCAACCAGUCUAAGUCUGUUUCCAUGUAGAUCUAUGGCCAUAUCAAGUAGCUCAAUAAUCCAGUCUUUAAACAGGAUGCUCUCUCGUCUGUGGAAUCAUAACCAGAUGUGUUGUUUCCCUUCUGGAGUGAGCGCUCUGCGGAGAAAUUUUACUGUUUCCUUUGUUGAUACUGUUGAGUUUCAGGUGGACGAGACGUGGAGGGUUGCUGCCUGCCAGACAGCAGCCACCGUAGCUCUCUACCAAACUUUAUCUGUCAACAACAAGUGCUGAUUUGCUAAUACCCGUCAUGCUCGUUGACCAUGGCCCGACGUGUAGAUAGAACUGAAUUUUCCUUCUGGUACAUUUUGAUUUAAAGACUCUCUCCCCAUUUUCUCUCUCAGUCUCUGUCAUGUUCGUCAUAUUUAGGUACUGCGUUUGGUGUACACAUGUACGGUAGUUUUCUUUAUACGGUGAGGGUCACAAGUCUGCCACGAAAGUGCAUUAAAUGUCACUCGUUUUAUUACAAGCAAUAAGUGUAGCAUCUAUUUUAAGGCCCACCUGCCCCGAUCCCAACACCACCAAACAUUUUUCAGUGUCUGUCCUUUUUGGCCGUCCCGAGCCCCUGUUGGACAAUUUUUCUGUGUGACUCCACCUCUUGUCAACUUCAUCGCAGAUCUUCUGUGAAACUGAAGGCUGACAUGAAAGAAUAUCAGAGCAACACUGUAAGACAUGAUUUCAUGGAAUAACAUCGUUUCUAAAUCACAAAACUCCUUUUUUAUUUUUUUCUAUAAAAUCCAAGGAUACUGUAUCUUUAGCCACAUUGGAGCUGAAAUGUUUUUUUAAUCCUUUAUUUUUAUUUUACUGCAUUUAUAAAGUAUACCUUUUGAAACAUGCACAGGACAACCCCAGUGUGUAGGAGAUGGUGUCCAUGUGAGGACAUGAAUGUGCCAUGUUCUAUUUCACCAGUGCUUAGUGGUGUUUGUUUCAUCUUUAUUUCUUUGCCUUUUUCUCCUGCCGCUGUCAAAUCCUUAAAAUGAGAAACUGUAUUUUCCUGUGUUUUUAGGUAGAUAAGGGAACUGUCACUUUGUUUCAACAUUUCCUUCAGUUCAGUGCUGAGUUUGAGGGAUAUGCUGUGAGCUGAGAGACUGAUGUCCAAAUACUGUAGCUGUUGCUCCAAGGUCACAUGUCAAAGUAACAAAUCUGCAAUCCUUUUUUCUAAAUGAGAUCCUGGGGAGGGACAGCUCACCUAAAACAAUCAAUGACUCAUGACUGGCUUAACAGCCACCCAGAGUGGGGUCUGCAGGACAAGCUUGGCUUAUCCUAAACAAGUUAUAAAAUGAUGCUUUGUGAUUUAGCAUCUACAGUGAGAAUUUUGUGGUGUCGUGAUUGUUACAUGCAUCCAUUGGUUCAGACAUCUCCCAAAGCAAUACAGUGCACCACAGUUCAUCCUUAAUGUGACUGUUCUGGCUCCUUUGCAACAGUAACAGUAUUUGUAACUUAAAGGGGCACUCCAGUGAUUUAGUAUUGCACUUCCAUUAAGUUGAGAGACUUGCAAUAAGCAUAUUUUGAAAAAGCAACAGUCAAAAUCAAAUCAGCAAAGGGUGAAAUAUCCCGACUUUUAGUCCUACAAUUCCCAUAAUUCAACUCAGUAGCAUCUUUUCAUUGGACACUGUCUGAUAAAUGUAAACAUCUUUCAGACUCCACGCUCCCAGCUUGUAAUGCUAGAUUUCUGCAAAAUAUAUGUAGUCUCCAAGCAUAGGCAGAGAUUACCCUGGUGACAUCACUAUGACAUCAUUAGGGUUAGCUUCUCCAGAACCAUAGAAGGCUGAGUGGCAGUGAACUGAUUCUCAUGUGUGAAAUCGGUGGAGUGCCCCUUUGAAUUAUGAUUAGCAGAAUGAGCUAAGCCACACCGUGGCCUGCUUGUACCCUGGGAUCCCAGUGAAAGGUUUGUUAAUUAGUUUACUUCUGUGGCUGUUGGAUCUCAUACAACAAGACUGUGUUCAAGGGCUUGGAUGUUAUAGCUUUGCUAUAAAAGAUGAGAUAUCACCAUAGACUGUAUGGAUAUCACUGAUUUGAGAAAAUUAAAUUUCCCCACAGCUUCUCUCGUUCACUUUAGAUCUGGUCAAACUUGUUAAAAAUAUUGUGAUGAGAAAAAGGAAUGGGUUCAUUCUGCUUCAGACAUACAGAUGCCAUAACCCUUUGAUUGGAGUGUAGACGGGGUUUUGGGCAUCUUUUUUUAGAUUUCAUGCUCUAUGUCUCUGUUGGUGAAGUUAUCUCAUCUUCUCAUCCACUUUUUAAAAUGGAAACACUCAGCCAAGACGCUCCCUGUAGUGUGUUUACACCGCAUCGAUUGCACUUUAAGAGAAAAACCCACAGAGCAAUCCAACAUACAGUUGCUUAAAGCCUCUGUGACCAACAGUGUGGCUAUCUCACCAAAGGAUUCAGCUCCUGCUAAACAUAAUCACACUCAACAAAGUCGCCUUUUUUUGUGUCAUUUUGUUAAGAUGUUGAAAAUGGAAGGAAGAUGUCUGUGUCUAUGUUCAGUCCUUUGGACAUGAUGGCGGGUGAAAUGUUUUGAUCAAGAAAAGUUUAUCUCUUUGUGAAACUAUGUGGUUUGUGCCUUGUUCCGAAGUUGCAUUUAAUAUGUCAAAGAUAUAAAGAUGACUAGUAAUAAUAUCUGGGGACUGUCGUUAUGAUCAUGUGCAGUUGUUUUGCAUUUUGUUUGUCUUUCUUCUUUCCAUCAUGGUCAUGUCAAUUUGAAGGGAGAAUUAAAUGACCUCUGUACUGUUCCCCACCGAGAAAACAUCUUUGCACCAAGAUCUUCUUUGUUUUUGUUUUGUUUUUUACAUAAAUGUGAUUUAUUUCCAUAUAGUUGUUAGGUUGCUUUUCUUAAAGUUCAGAAGUACAAUCAAAUCUUUGAGAUAUGAAGCCUAGAUAGGUUCAAAGAUGAUCUUCGCUCUGAGAUGAUUUUUCUAAACCUAAAGCCCUGCUUGGAAGGCCAGAUGAGUCUGGCUACAGUGUCAUGCCAUUUAACUGUCACAGAGACCUUGUGUUCAGCAGCUUAGCUUUCUUUACGCGCUUGGAAAUCCGUUUUGUCCUCUGCAGUGAGGUCUGCUCCAUGUUAACGUCAGGUUGCUGAUGGGAACUUUUAUCUUUGUCCACAAAAACCCAGUUUUCUGCUGAGGGAGCUAAAGGAUUUCUGAAUUUGCAGGGAUAUUUGCAAUGAAUUUGGCUUAAGCAAGUUUCUUAGAUGGGUUUCCAGAAUUCUUUUAUCAUCUGCAUUGUACCAUACUGUUCUCAUGUUAAUUAGUCUUUUCUUACAUGCUAACAUAUUGUUUUGUUUGAGCAAAUUAAAUAAAAAUUGCAAUACAAGAC
Messenger RNA from Micropterus salmoides (largemouth bass), 7174 nucleotides. RefSeq names its product ENAH actin regulator (gene enah). The record is from RefSeq and is a predicted model, not a curated record. Gene Ontology annotation, biological process: actin polymerization-dependent cell motility; actin polymerization or depolymerization; axon guidance. Gene Ontology annotation, molecular function: SH3 domain binding; profilin binding. NCBI's taxonomy places the organism in Eukaryota, Metazoa, Chordata, Actinopteri, Centrarchiformes, Centrarchidae.